AUGGACUUGAAUGUCUAUAGAAACGGAGAUUCUGAGGACACAGAUCUUGGCUUUGCCUUCAACGAUUUUAGUUUCUCAGAUAGAAUCAUUCAACUAGAAAUCAUAGAGGAACUUAUUGAUGUUUGCCCUAAUGUCAAGAGUUCCUCCAUUAGUGCUAAUCAAACUAUCCUCGGCAAAAGGAGAAGGGAGGACAUCCAGAAAGACAAUGUAGAAGACUUAUUGUUGGACCAGCCUGAUAUACACGAUUUUGCGGCGUGUAAGCCUUGGGAUUUAGAGGUGGAUGUAAUGGCUGAAGCAUCCAUGGCUGAUGAUGAGACUGUCAAUCCCACAAAUGUUGCAGAUUCUCUCACGGACUGCUCUCCAGUACUUAAAGUGAGAACACUACAUAUUAACUCUUCCAUCCUGGCUGCGAAGAGUAUGUUCUUCUAUAAGCUCUUCUCUAACGGGAUGAAGGAGUCGCGACAAAUGCACGUCACCCUGAGAAUCCAUGCAUCUGAGGAAGCUCCAUUCAUGGAGCUUUUGAACUUUAUGUACAACAGUUCUCUAAACGCGACCUCACUACCUAGAUUGUUGGACGUCUUCAUGGCGGCUGACAAGUUUGAUGUGUCGUCCUGCAAUAAGUACUGCAGUCGGAGAUUGCUGAAUGUACCCAUGACAACGGAGUCUGCGUUGAUCUACCUAGAGCUUCCUUUGAGUGUGCGAAUGUCUAAUGCUGCUCAGCCAUUGGCUAUAGCAGCAAAAAAGUAUCUUGUUGCUCGUUACAAGGACAUCACAAUGCAUCAAAAGGAGCUGAUGGAAUUGCCACUUGUUGGGAUUGUGGCAUUGUUAUCUAGCGAUGAGCUGCAGGUCGCAUCUGAGGAUGUAGUGUACGACUUCGUGCUGACAUGGGCUCAAACACAGUACCCUAGUCUGGAAGAGAGGAGAAAAAUUCUCAGAGCAAAUCUUAUCCACUUCAUCCGCUUUCCGUUCAUGACCUGUCCCAAGCUGAAGACGGUCCAAACUUGCAACGACUUCGACCAUGAAGUCACUUCUAAGGUAGUAUUUGAAGCCUUGUAUUUCAAGUCUGAGGCACCACACCAACAAAAGAUACUAGCUACGGAAUCUGCUUCCACUAGCCACCUCUUCAUUGAGCGUUCAUACAUGUACCGCCCUAUUAAAGUUGUGGAAUUUGAACAUCCACAUCAACAGUGUGUGGUCUACUUAGACCUAAAACGGGAGGAGUGUGGCAACUUGUUCCCCUCUGGCCGCGUCUGCUCACAACCCUUCCAUUUAGGCGGUCAGAGAUUUUUCUUAUAUGCGCAAUGCAAUAUGGACCCAUGUCGCUUCUACCAUAGUUUUGGCUUGUUCUUUGGCAUGCAGGAGAAUGGCUCUGCCAACUUCACUGUCGACUAUGAAUUUGCUAUUCGGUCGAGGCCAUCAUUAGAAUACAUCAGAAAGUAUAAAGGCAACUUUAUAUUUACCGGAGGAAAUGCAGUCGGUUACAAGAAUUUUUUUUCAACACCAUGGACAUCGUUAAUGGCGGAGGAUAGCCUUCUCUUUAUUAAUGGCUUUCUAUAUUUUAGAGCAGAGCUAACAAUCAGGAAGCAAGCAGAAUUUCAAUAG
Vicia villosa (hairy vetch) is the source of this 1602-nucleotide messenger RNA. Its product is annotated as BTB/POZ domain-containing protein POB1-like. Gene Ontology annotation, molecular function: protein binding. Lineage: Eukaryota; Viridiplantae; Streptophyta; Magnoliopsida; Fabales; Fabaceae. The coding region runs from base 1 to 1602 and encodes 533 amino acids. Gene Ontology annotation, cellular component: nucleus. The transcript has 6 exons. The record is from RefSeq and is a predicted model, not a curated record. Gene Ontology annotation, biological process: response to red light.